AUGGUCGUCGAGAACUCGUUCACCGUCCAUCCUUUUGGAUACCAUGGCACCUUCAUUCACGCUGCAUCUGUUGGAGAGCUCGAAAUCAUUGAGCAAGGCCUUCUAGUCGUCGACGCAGCGGGGAGGAUCGCAUUGCUCGAGAAAGACAUCCUGCCAAGCAACAUCAAGGAUACACUGGCAACAAAUGGGUUCAGCACGUCUACCCCCGUCCAGGUCUUGGCCAGGGGCCAGUUCCUCAUCCCAGGUCUGAUCGACACGCAUAACCAUGCUCCUCAAUGGACCCAGCGGGGCACCGGACGCGGGAGGCUGAUCAUGGACUGGCUCAACACAGUGACUUUCCCACACGAGGCCAGGUUUGCCGAUCCCGAGUAUGCCAGGAACACCUACGCAUCCUGUGUGGACGGAUUCAUCAGGCAAGGAGUCACGACAGCAUCGUACUAUGGCUCCUUGCAUGGUGAGGCUACCAAGAUCCUGGCCGAGACCUGCCUGGAAAAGGGCCAAAGGGCCCUGGUGGGCAAGUGCAACAUGAAUCGGAAUGCUCCCGAUUUCUACAAGGAUGCCAGCGCCGCCGAGUCUUUGCAGGUCACCGAAGAUUUCAUCGCCCACGUGCGCAAGAUCGACCCGACCUCACGCCUCGUCACCCCGAUCUUGACUCCUCGGUUCGCCAUUUCGUGCGAUGCAGAGGUUCUCUCGGGGCUGGGGGAUAUCGCAGCGAAGAAUCCAGAUCUGCCCAUCCAAACUCAUUUUGACGAAGCCACGCAAGAAAUGCAGAUCACCAAGGAGCUCUUUCCUGAGUUUGAGAAUGAAGCCGAUCUCUACGAGCAUUUCGGGCUGCUGAAUAACCGGUCGAUCUUGGCGCAUUGUAUCUAUGUCGGAGAGUAUGAAAUGGGCCGGCUGAAGGCCCUUGACUGCGGCGUUGCUCACUGUCCCGUCUCGAACACGACGGGUGGAGAGUUUGGAAUGGCCCCGAUGCGCGAGUAUAUCCGAAGAGGCAUCAAGGUGAGCCUGGGCACGGAUAGUGGAGGCGGCUAUUCUUCCUCGAUUAUCGAUGCCAUGAGACAAGCUUUCGUGGUGUCCACGGCCAGAGAAACACUGUCCGGUGGCAAGGACCCAUCUCUGUCGAUUGCCGAGUGCUUCUUUAUGGCCACCUUGGGAGGAGCACAGGUAUGCGGCCUCGACGACAAGAUCGGAAACUUUGUGGUGGGCAAGGAGUUUGACGCCUUGGAAAUUCACACUGUCGGUCAGAAUUCUGGUAUCAUCACCCCUGUCGAGGAUGUCGACCAACUCCCAGACCUCUUUGAAAAGUUCAUCAUGAGCGGUGACGAGAGGAACAUAGUCAAGGUGUAUGUUAGAGGGAGAUCAAUCAAGAGUUAG
Capronia epimyces CBS 606.96 is the source of this 1374-nucleotide messenger RNA. Its product is annotated as guanine deaminase. Gene Ontology annotation, cellular component: cytosol. The transcript has a single exon. Gene Ontology annotation, biological process: guanine catabolic process. The coding region runs from base 1 to 1374 and encodes 457 amino acids. The record is from RefSeq and is a predicted model, not a curated record. NCBI's taxonomy places the organism in Eukaryota, Fungi, Ascomycota, Eurotiomycetes, Chaetothyriales, Herpotrichiellaceae. Gene Ontology annotation, molecular function: guanine deaminase activity; zinc ion binding.